GCUGGCAUUGAGCAAGUGGGAAGAGAGGAGAGAGAGAGAGAGAGAGAUCAAGGUACAGAGCUUUCAAUUGAUGAAUUUUUUUCUGUUUGGUAGCUGGGAACUCGUAGGAAACCAGAAAAACGAAAACUUUAAUAAGCCCUACGCUAUUUCACAAAGAGUUCUACGUCUACAUUUCUUCUUAACCGAACGGCACGAGUUCUUGAAAUCUUGCUGAAAGUUGGGGUUUUUGUUACUGACCAGGGCGGAGAUCGAUUUGAUCGGGGCCGGAGAUGUCGUCGUCCAGCGCUGUGGAUCCGGAGGGAGAACCGAUCCCGACGUCGGCGGUUCUGAUGGCGUCGGCGAAGCACAUAUCGACUAGAUGCAGGGCUGAGAACGUUGCUUUUCUCAAGUGCAAGAAAGACGACCCUAACCCCGAGAAAUGCCUCGACAAAGGCCAGCAAGUCACUCGCUGCGUCCUCAGCCUGUUGAAAGACCUUCAUCAAAGUUGCACAAAGGAGAUGGAUGCUUAUGUUGGUUGCAUGUACUACCAUACCAAUGAGUUUGAACUAUGUCGCAAAGAGCAGAAAGAGUUUGAGAAAGCAUGUCCCUUGAAGUGACUGGAAGAUGCCAACCCGAUUCCAAUGCGCGUAAUAAUUUUGGCUAAACUGUAAUGAGCAAUUGUUCACUUUUUUGAUGGGUUUUUAACCCGACGACGGUCUUAUUGGCGCAUAUUGUCCUUGAGAAAUGCUUCCUGAGACGACAUUUAUUUCCCAUCACAAAUAUCGAUAAAAUACUCCAUUCCUUGUUGAAA
This is a messenger RNA of Rhododendron vialii, 790 nucleotides long. Its product is annotated as NADH dehydrogenase [ubiquinone] 1 alpha subcomplex subunit 8-B. The transcript has 2 exons. Bases 270 to 596 code for a protein of 108 amino acids. NCBI's taxonomy places the organism in Eukaryota, Viridiplantae, Streptophyta, Magnoliopsida, Ericales, Ericaceae. The record is from RefSeq and is a predicted model, not a curated record. Gene Ontology annotation, biological process: mitochondrial electron transport, NADH to ubiquinone.